AUGGCCGGAGCGAUCGCGUACGAGGAGCAGCGCCGGAGGCAGGUGGAGGAGAACCAGCGGAAGCUGGAGGAGCUCAAGCUGCGCCACCUCUCCGCCGCCGUCAGGGAGGCCGCCACCCCCAAGCCCUCGCCGGCCAAGUCCCUGAAGCGGAAGCGGGUGCCGCGGGAGGCCGGCGAGGACGCCCCGAUCCGGCGGUCCGGCCGCGUCGCCAGCCUCCCUGAGCAGCCCAACUACCGAUUCGAGGAUGUCUUUCAUGUCCUCGAGAAGAAGAUCAGGAGGGGGCGCAGGACGACGACCAGCACAAGGAGCGACUUGAUUAAUCGAGUGUACGCUACAGACAAGGCCAGAGAGUAUGCCACCACCAUGGCCGAAGAGCUGCAGGCCAAGCUAGGGUCACGCUACCCCAGUUUUGUCAAGCCCAUGACGCAGUCACAUGUCACCGGAGGGUUCUGGCUGGGCCUCCCGUUGCCCUUCUGCCGGAAGCAUCUCCCGAAGCGUGACGAGAAGCUCACUUUGAAGGAUGAGCAGGGCGUCGAGUCCGAAUCGCUCUACCUUGCGCUUAAGAACGGCCUCAGUGCUGGAUGGAGAGGGUUCGCCAUCCAGCACAACCUGGUUGAUGGGGAUUGUCUGGUGUUCGAGCUGAUCAACCGGACGAUGUUCAAGAAUCGCGUUCCAGUUGCAUCUUACAAUUCUAGAAAAUCUUGA
Molecule: messenger RNA, 705 nt
Organism: Triticum turgidum subsp. durum (durum wheat)
Lineage: Eukaryota; Viridiplantae; Streptophyta; Magnoliopsida; Poales; Poaceae
Source: the annotation of a GenBank genome assembly